Messenger RNA from Penicillium argentinense, 1488 nucleotides. RefSeq lists its product as uncharacterized. The record is from RefSeq and is a predicted model, not a curated record. The transcript has a single exon. The coding region runs from base 1 to 1488 and encodes 495 amino acids. Lineage: Eukaryota; Fungi; Ascomycota; Eurotiomycetes; Eurotiales; Aspergillaceae.
AUGUACCUCGGAGACGUAGAGAUCUUCCGAACCUCGACCGCAGAGCCAACCAGCACUGGCAUUGUAUGGACAUACAUCAAAGACAUGUCGCAAUACAAUGCCCUCUGGAGAGAACCGCAAAAACUCAUUUUCGAUCUGGGAAAUAUCAUCAAUGAUGUGUACACCGGUUCCUUCAAUGCGACUUUGACGGCGCAUUUCUCGUUCCAGAACCACGUCAAAACAGCUGAUCAGAUCCUACCUAUUUCUGCACAAAAAUCAGCUUCGAAUUCUUCAAGUGCCUUUUCAGUCCCGAGUGAUAAUACGACUGUUCUGCACGCGAUCCCUGCUGCGGCUUCGCGUGCUGUUGUGACUAUCUCUGCUUGUGGACAAUCACAAGAAGAGUUCUGGUGGUCCAACGUCUUCUCUCAAGAUACCGAGGAUUUCAAAAGCACAGUGGGUGAGCUUUACGGAUAUUCGCCGUUCAGGGAGAUUCAAUUAUACAUCGAUGGAAUGCUCGCUGGUGUUGUAUGGCCGUUUCCUGUCAUCUUCACUGGAGGUGUAGCUCCGGGAUUCUGGCGCCCAAUUGUGGGCAUUGAUGCGUUUGACCUUCGACAGCCAGAGAUUGACAUUUCGCCAUUCCUUUCCCUGUUACAAGAUGGUCAAAAGCACUCAUUUGAAAUUCGAGUCACCGGUUUGAAAAUUGCAGCCGAUGGAACUGCAGUACUUGCGAACACAGUGGGCUCUUACUGGGUUGUCACCGGAAGCAUCUUUCUCUACCUUGGUGAAGAAGGUGGCUCUGAGGUGCAAGACGAUGAGCAGGUAGACCUGCCUCAGGUGGAAGCACAACCUCCAACCUUCACCAUCACACGACGUUUCACACAAAAUGCCACUGGGGGUAACGACACCUUGUCAUAUUCCGUGGAGGCAAAGAGAACAUUCACUGCGACUUCUUCCAAAUACUCCUGGUCUCAAGAUCUAUCCUUCUCCAACCAAGGGUACCUCAACCAACAGGGAUACAGCCAGGUCAAUAAGCAGCUGACGGCAGGGAAGUCUACAAUCACGAGGCUUGGACAGAACUCGCAAGCCAACGAAAUCACCUUCAAGUACCCACUAUUGGUCAACUCAACUUACGGUAUAACCAAAGACUCUUUGGCAAUUGACGCCUGGAUGAAAAGAGGUCUUGAAAUCGAAUCAUCGGGAAGCCUCGGAUUAUCCACGUACACGCUAGCAAAUGGGCCAUCGCGUCUUCAAACCUCGCAAUCUGGCAAAGCUCGCUACAAGUCCGUCACGGGUGAAAGUUCUUCGUGGGGCACUACUGCCGAUAGAUUCGACAGCAGUGCGAAUGGAGAAGUUUACUCUCGAUCUGUGAGAGCGGUUAAUGGUGAAGUGGUUUAUGACACUCAACCUGUAAAUAAAGCUCUCUCAGUCUCCUUUCAGAGUGUUGGGCCUUUCGGGAGAGACAGCGUCAAAAGCAUGCUUGGUAGAGGUCCUGGGAAUCCUGCAGCUUGA